CCUGACUUGAAUAUUUCCGACAGUUUUACCAUAGAUAUUCGGUUUUACGGUAAAUAAAAUUUACAGCCAAGAGCUCCACGUGUGUGGAUGAUAGAGCGUACGGUGUGGAUUGUUCUGUACCCUGUGAAGACGUUGAAGUGAACGCUUUUAUCUGAGGAAAGGUAGAAUCUGAUUGUAUUUAUUUUUGUUUUCACUCCAACAAAGGAAACGAGUUACACGGGCAAAGAAAAAUACACUAUUGUUCUUUCAGUCCUGUGUUGUUUUAUAGCGAAUUCACGAAGUAUCGUCUGGAUAAAAGUUAGUGAUGUCAUUCCGAGGAGCUCGUGGUCGUGGCAGCAGGGGCGGGGGAUUUAACAGGGGGGGUGGAAGAGGCGGGUAUGGUGGUCGUGGAGGUGGUGGCGGAUUCCGAGGUGGAGGCAGAGGCAGCUUUCACAGACAGCAAGAUUAUGGCCCUCCAGAAUACAUUGUUGCUGUUGGCGAAUUUAGGCAUCCCUGUGAGGAUGACAUUGUGUGCAAAUGCAUCACAGAGGAGAACAAAGUGCCAUAUUUCAAUGCACCGGUGUACCUGGAGAACAAGCAGCAGAUUGGCAAAGUAGACGAAAUCUUUGGCCAGCUUCGAGAUUUUUAUUUUUCUGUAAAACUCUCGGAAAGUAUGAAGGCGUCUUCAUUCAAGAAACUUCAAAAGUUCUACAUCGACCCCAUGAAGCUUCUCCCCCUACAAAGGUUCCUACCACGCCCUCCGGGGGAGAAAGGCCCACCAAGGGGAGGGAGAGGUGGUUGCCGAGGAGGUGGCCGUGGCGGUGGUUUCCGUGGUGGCAGAGGGAGCAGUUUUGGAGGUGGGCGAGGUGGAUUUGGAGGUGGACGAGGAGGAGGGUUCCGUGGAGGAAGAGGUGGUGGUGGUCGUGGUUUCAGAGGGGGAAAGUGAUGCGUCUUCCUACAGAAGUCAUUGGGUGUUCCUUGCCUGAAGCAUGGUGUCUUUCAAGAGACAACUGAAGAAUCCAACUGUGUGUUUGGGUUGGACCUGAGUCAAAAUAAUUUAAUCUUUUCCCAUUUUAUACCGUCUCAAACCUUUUCGUUUUUGGAACAUUUUCCGUGCAUUUCUAUGGUUUGUUAAAUGAAAACCUGAAUUUUUUGCAUUACUGGCCCUUUGGCCAGCAUUAAUGUUAAAUGUGAAAUGCUUUUAUUUUUGCCUGUCAUGAUCAUUUGAUUUAUAAUAAUUACAUUUUUGCUAAAUACCACAGCUGCAGUAGAUUAAUUGAUAUUUUACACUUUUUAAACAGUUUGUUAAAAAGAAAAAUUUACUGACAUUUCAAAUCAACUUUAGGAAUCUAUGUACAAAGUAGAUUUAAGGAUUCAAAUACUAACUGGUCCAAAAUCUUU
Molecule: messenger RNA, 1380 nt
Organism: Anguilla rostrata (American eel)
Lineage: Eukaryota; Metazoa; Chordata; Actinopteri; Anguilliformes; Anguillidae
Gene: gar1
Product: GAR1 homolog, ribonucleoprotein
Exons: 7
Coding region: 305-925 (206 amino acids)
Biological process (GO): ribosome biogenesis; snoRNA guided rRNA pseudouridine synthesis
Cellular component (GO): box H/ACA snoRNP complex
Molecular function (GO): box H/ACA snoRNA binding
Source: RefSeq, a predicted model, not a curated record